Microthlaspi erraticum is the source of this 1218-nucleotide messenger RNA. NCBI's taxonomy places the organism in Eukaryota, Viridiplantae, Streptophyta, Magnoliopsida, Brassicales, Brassicaceae. The record is from the annotation of a GenBank genome assembly.
AUGCAUAUCGUCUUCUCUGUUGAUGAUUUGACCGAGUCGUUUUGGCCAGCUUCCGCUCCGGAGCCGUCACCGGGAUCGGCACCGCCGGCGCAGAACAUGGCGGAAGGGAUGACUCGAAGUCAAUCGGAGUGGGCGUUCCACAGGCUUCUCAAGGAGAUGUCCGGUUCCGAUGAUGCGAGCCCUACGGGAAACGCAAUCGAGAGGUCGUCACCUCCGCCGGUUCAGUCUGAGCAGUCGCUUUCGAGGAUAGAAGAGACCGUUGACGAAACCGCCGAUGUUGUCGAGAUACAGAAGCCGCCGCAGAAUCGCCGUCCUUCUGCGGAUGAUUAUCAAGGGAAUCGCAAUCGUGCGCGGUCGUCUGAUCCGUUGGAUUCAGCUGCGGUCGAUCCUAAUCAGUAUCAUGCGAUUCUUAAGAGCAAGCUCGAUCUUGCUUGCGCUGCUGUUGCUCGUCGUGUGGGAACUGUGAAGCCCGAAGAUUCAACUGCUUCAGCUGGCAAUCAAAAGCAAUCUCUUCCAGUCGGAUCUCAAGGCUCCAUUGUGGCACAAACCUCACCUGGUGCUUCAUCUGUUAGAUCCGUUCCCUCAACGAGCACGCAAAAGAAACCUGAUCUUCCAGCUAGGCAGACUACCAGUGUUUCAUCACGAGAUGAUUCUGAUGACGAUGAUCUUGAUGGAGACACCGAAACAGCAGACAAUGGAGAUCCUACUGAUGUGAAGCGUGCUAGGAGGAUGCUCUCAAACCGAGAAUCCGCUAGGCGCUCCAGGAGAAGAAAGCAAGAACAAAUGAAUGAAUUUGAUACACAGGUAGGGCAAUUAAGAGUUGAGCACUCAACUUUACUUAGUCGUCUUAGUGACAUGAAUCAUAAGUAUGAUGCAGCUGCUGUCGACAACAGAAUACUAAGAGCUGAUAUCGAAACUUUGAGAACAAAGGUGAAGAUGGCAGAAGAAACGGUGAAAAGAGUGACAGGAGUGAACCCUUUGCACUGGGCAAGACCAAACAUGAGCUUACCAUUGAACAACACACCCAGCGACUCCUCUAGGAUUCCGGCGAGCUCUAACCAUAUUUUAAAACCGGCAAACUCGAGCACCGCUGGUUUAGCACCAAAUCAGAGAGUGAGUUUCUUGCCAGAACAGGUGAACCGGGAAGGCAUGCAAGAUUCAUUUGCUCCUGAUUCGACUUUGUUUGAAACCUUACCCCAUUGGAACCACAAGCAUUAA